Molecule: messenger RNA, 2246 nt
Organism: Melozone crissalis (California towhee)
Lineage: Eukaryota; Metazoa; Chordata; Aves; Passeriformes; Passerellidae
Gene: FECH
Product: ferrochelatase
Exons: 11
Coding region: 29-1261 (410 amino acids)
Biological process (GO): heme biosynthetic process
Molecular function (GO): protoporphyrin ferrochelatase activity
Source: RefSeq, a predicted model, not a curated record
GGCGGUGGCGGCGGGGCUGUCUGAGGGAAUGCGAGCGGCCAAGAUGGCUGCCGCUGCCGCCGCUGCCGCGCGUCACUUGCUGAGGAGCUGCAGCCAGCUGCGGGUGCCGCUGCGAUGGAGAGGCCAGGCCACGGCGGCGGCGGUGACGGAGAGCGCCCGGCCGCGGGAGCAGCCCCAGGAGCGGAAACCUAAGACAGGGAUCUUGAUGUUGAACAUGGGAGGCCCGGAGCGGCUGGACGACGUCCACGAUUUCCUGCUGCGUCUCUUCCUGGACAGGGAUCUGAUGACCCUUCCCGUUCAGAACAAGCUGGCCCCGCUGAUCGCCCGGCGCCGCACGCCCAAGAUCCAGGAGCAGUACAGCCGCAUCGGCGGCGGCUCCCCCAUCAAGAAGUGGACGGCGCUGCAGGGAGAGGGCAUGGUGAAGCUGCUGGACAGCAUGUCUCCUGGCACUGCCCCUCACAAGUACUACAUCGGGUUCCGCUACGUGCACCCGCUGACCGAGGAGGCCGUGGAGCAGAUGGAGAGGGACGGCAUCCAGAGGGCCAUCGCCUUCACCCAGUACCCCCAGUACAGCUGCUCCACCACAGGAAGCAGUUUAAAUGCCAUUUAUCGCUACUAUAACCAGAGAGGGGAGAAGCCCAAGAUGAAGUGGAGCAUAAUUGACCGAUGGCCCACACAUCCCCUUCUCAUUCAGUGCUUUGCCGAUCACAUCCAGAAGGAGCUGAACCUGUUCCCACCAGACAAAAGGAAAGAGGUGGUCAUCCUCUUCUCAGCCCACUCGCUGCCCAUGUCUGUGGUGAACCGUGGUGAUCCCUACCCUCAGGAAGUGGGAGCUACUGUCCAGAGGGUCAUGGAGAAGCUCAACUACUCCAACCCUUACAGGCUGGUGUGGCAGUCCAAGGUGGGACCAAUGCCCUGGCUUGGUCCCCAGACAGACGAGACCAUUAAGGGCCUGUGCCAGAGAGGAAAGAAGAACAUGCUGCUGGUCCCAAUAGCAUUUACCAGUGACCACAUUGAGACUCUGUAUGAGCUGGACAUCGAGUAUGCCCAGGUUUUGGCCAACGAGUGUGGAGUUGAAAACAUCAGAAGAGCGGAGUCUCUCAAUGGAAAUCCACUCUUCUCCAAGGCCCUGGCAGACCUGGUGUGCUCCCACCUGCAGUCCAACGAGGUGUGCUCCCGGCAGCUGACGCUGUGCUGCCCGCUGUGCGUCAACCCCGUGUGCCGGGAGACCAAGGCGUUCUUCAGCAGCCAGCCCCUGUGAGCAGCCAGCAGCCCUCGGGACAGCCCAGGGCUGCUGCGGGCCUGCAGCACGCACGGCCUGGCUGGGGGCAUCCUUCUGGAGUUUCCUUCGGUUGAGGAGAGUUGUAGGAAGUAGGGAGAUCAGGGCAUUUAUCCUGUCAGGUGUGAGGAGAUCUCCUGUCAUCCGACCCCGAUGGGACUUAUUGUGAGCCCAGCAGGACACACUGAAAAUCCUACACAGCUUUUUUACAGUUAGCUUCUAUUUCUAUGCAGGGAUUUAUUGUGUGCGGGGUGGUCAGGAGCUUAUUAACUUGGCCAGGUUGAAGGUGCACUGAUUUUGGUUUUGCUUGAGGUGCAGUGUGACCAGCACAGUCUGUUGUCUGUUCUGAGAGGGACUUUGCAGCUGGCUUUGGAGACUUUGGAGAUCAGGUUACUUCUAAUGCUUUUUAAUAAGGUGUGUAUGUGUAUAUAUUUUUUUUCUUUUUUUUUUUUAUAGACAUAAAGAUAAGGCUUUGUUUUGUUUUGUUUUGGUUUUCUCCUGCCGGAAACUUCCUGUGAAAGCUUAGCUGGGAUAGUAGAACGCACAAAACUUGUUUACAUUUUCUAGGAAAAACAUUUUCAUUAUCUGCAGGAAAGUAUUUGUUGAGCAUAAUUUGAAAGGAAUUAGCCUGCUUGGGUAAUACUGGAGAAUUUGCUCCAUUGAAACUGUGUGUUUCAAGUCUAGCAGGAGCAUGUGUGGAAACAUGUUGGCUUAUCUGUUAAGCAGAAUGGGUUUUUAAAUUCUUCUUAUUUUUAUUUCAAAAGGGCUUUUUGUGUUUGGUGAAGUAAAUGUAGGAAGUCAGGCUUGUUCUCCAGGAGGUUUAUAGAUCCACUCUGUGCUUUCUACUGUGCCACAGUACUGUGGUUUUGUGGGGUACCUAUGGAGUGCCGUAGGUAGGAUUGUCUGGCUUGAUUGCUGUUGUUCAAACGGAGAUGAUGGGUCAGAGUGGUUUGGAUUUCACGCUGCA